Molecule: messenger RNA, 1823 nt
Organism: Drosophila innubila
Lineage: Eukaryota; Metazoa; Arthropoda; Insecta; Diptera; Drosophilidae
Product: limbic system-associated membrane protein
Exons: 10
Coding region: 1-1431 (476 amino acids)
Biological process (GO): homophilic cell-cell adhesion; synapse organization
Cellular component (GO): plasma membrane; neuronal cell body; axon
Molecular function (GO): protein binding; axon guidance receptor activity
Source: RefSeq, a predicted model, not a curated record
AUGACCCGUAGCAACACUCGGUCGCUGAGCAAUGGUCAACAGUCUGUGGCAGCCUCGUCGUCCUCGCUGACUGCGCCGCAGCCUCGCUUCCUUUCACGUGGCAACACCUAUCGCUCAGUGGUUGGCGACACACUUGUGUUGCCCUGCCAGGUGGAGCAUCUCGGCAAUUUUGUCUUACUGUGGCGCCGUGGCACAAAUGUGCUCACCGCCUCGAAUAUUAUGGUAACAAGGGAUGACCGCGUAAGACUGAUAGAUGGUUAUAAUUUAGAGAUAUCUGAUUUGGAGCCACAAGAUGCCGGGGAUUAUGUUUGUCAAAUCAGUGACAAAAUAAAUCGUGAUCAAGUGCACACUGUUGAGAUUUUGGUGCCUCCCAGCGUUCGUGCCAUACCCACAUCCGGUCAACUGCAGGCUCGCAAGGGGGGACCCAUUACGCUGGAGUGCAAGGGAUCUGGUAAUCCGGUGCCAUCAAUUUACUGGACUAAAAAGAGCGGAACGGGCAAAUCUACGGCUCGAAUCGGCGAUGGACCCAUCUUGACCUUGGACAAACUGGAGCGACAGCAGGCAGGAGUUUAUCAAUGCACUGCAGAUAAUGGAGUUGGUGAUCCAGUUACUGUUGAUAUGCGACUGGAUGUACUAUAUCCGCCGGAUAUUCAAGUGGAAAAAUCAUGGAUACACUCUGGCGAAGGAUUUGAGGCAAAACUCGUUUGCAUUGUUUACGCUGAUCCAGUCGCAACGGUGUCCUGGUACCAGAACUCGUUCCCGAUACAGACAACCGAUAGACGAAUUAUGAACACCAGGGCCAAUCGACACACUCUCACCAUACGACACAUCCAGCAGGAGGACUUUGGCAACUACAGCUGCGUGGCCGACAAUUCUUUGGGACGCUCCCGCAAGUAUAUGGAGCUGUCUGGUCGACCAGGACCUGCUGAGUUCUACUCACCCAAAUGGGGUCGUUCCUCGGAUAGUUACAAUCUGACAUGGAAAAUUGAUAGUUACCCGCCGCUGGAGGAAGUGCGUCUGCUUUACCGCCGAGUGCUGAUGAAUGACACAUUCCAGCAACCGGGAAGAUGGCACGACUUUAUACUCACGCCGGAACAUCGUCCAGCCACGGAGCCUCUAACACAUAUCAUGUCCUACACCAUUAAACAUCUGCAUCCAGGUGCUUACUACGAGGCGAUUGUUCAGGCCAAGAAUCGUUAUGGCUGGAAUGAGGUCAGCGAUAUAUUUCAAUUUAUUGUCGCCAGCAACAGCAUGGACAUUGCCCCCGAGGACGCCGAAGUGGUAGCCAGCUCCAAGUCUCGCAGCAAUAGUGGAGCCCUUAGCAGCCUACAGAGUGUCUUGCCCCACUGCCUGCUGCUCCAUGGAGCUCUGUUGUUGGCCUUCGCAUUGCGUAAUAGCCAAUUCGACAGACUGCGACUCGGCUUGGGGUAAGCAAUCACAUACGCACACACACACACACCCAAAGAAGGCAAGAGAAUCUUUUAUAAAGUCACAUGUGAAUUUGAAAGUUGGUUUAAAGUCCUGGCGAAGGCCAAGAGACAACGUCUUGUAAACUAUCAAUACAACUAAGAGAGAUCUCCUUCAAUGAACUUGGAGUCAGUCUGACUUUGAUUUUUCUUUCUCAACUGCAACUGAUGUUAUUUUAGUUUAUAACCAAUGUUGCAGUGUCCCAAAGUCCUGCAGCAAACUAACCAAAGAUAACCUAACAUAGUUUUUAAAAUAAUAAAUGUAAAAAUUAUGCAAAAAUGUAAUAACCAGCAAUGUAAAUAAUUUUUCAAGCAUUUUGUCAGCGAUUUAAUUAGCAUGUGAAUCGACAGAAAAAA